AUGGUUCGAAAGUUGUUUUUUUGGUUUCUCUCUAUUUUGACAUUAAAGAAUGUUUAUUCCCAAAAUAAUGCAAUCUGUCAAAGGGAUUACUCGUAUAAUUAUUUUUCAUUUUAA
This is a messenger RNA of Plasmodium vinckei vinckei, 114 nucleotides long. Its product is annotated as CPW-WPC family protein. The transcript is spliced from 2 exons. The coding region runs from base 1 to 114 and encodes 37 amino acids. The record is from RefSeq and is a predicted model, not a curated record. NCBI's taxonomy places the organism in Eukaryota, Apicomplexa, Aconoidasida, Haemosporida, Plasmodiidae.